Messenger RNA from Styela clava, 1192 nucleotides. Its product is annotated as suppressor of cytokine signaling 6-like. Gene Ontology annotation, cellular component: phosphatidylinositol 3-kinase complex. NCBI's taxonomy places the organism in Eukaryota, Metazoa, Chordata, Ascidiacea, Stolidobranchia, Styelidae. Gene Ontology annotation, molecular function: 1-phosphatidylinositol-3-kinase regulator activity. The record is from RefSeq and is a predicted model, not a curated record. Gene Ontology annotation, biological process: phosphatidylinositol phosphate biosynthetic process; intracellular signal transduction.
UUAAACCAAUAUUAUUUACUUUAGCAGUGUAGAUUAAUCUACGUUCCUAUAAAUAAAAUGAAGAGACUUUCAAGAAAAUUUCGACGCAAGUCUAGCAACAAAGAUGAAUCAAAUAGAAAGUCAAAUGCUGGAAGCAAUAUGUACUGUGAUACUUCUGGCCGACAGCAAGUGCAAUAUUCACAUGACCCUGAAUUAUCUCGCUCAAAACCUGAUGCUGGACUUGAUAUAUUACAAGCAUACACGAGACCGCCAUCAACAACUUCAAAUGGUGAGAUAGACAAGUUAUAUGAUGAAUGUCAAUCUGAGACCACCGCUACUGAAGGCCAGAGUGCUAAUGUGAAUACCUCAUCAAAUCAUGUAUAUUCCAGUCUAAAUGAUGAAGAUAGUAAUGCUAUAUCCCUGACAAGAGAUGUUCCCUUGCCACCUAGACCAGAGGAAGUGAUAGAAGCAAACAACGGCCUGAAUUAUUCUAAUCCUUUCAUAAAUGAAUUCAAGAAGUUAGCAAAACAAGGCUGGUACUGGGGUCCUUUGACACGGGAACAAGCGGAGAGAAGAUUAUGUAAUGCACCUGAUGCUUCAUUUCUUGUUCGUGAUAGUUCAGAUGACCGGUAUCUGCUUUCUCUCAGCUUUCGAUCUAAUAACAGGACUCUGCAUACCAGAAUUGAGCAUUCUGGAAUGAGGUUUAGUUUUUACGAGGAUCAUGUACCCAAUUCUUAUACAUCUGUGGUUGAACUUAUUGAGAAGUCUAUAAAGGAUUCUGAAGAGCAGGGAGUGUUUUGUUACUCUCGUUCUCGUCAACCUUUUUCGACAUCUUUCCCUGUACGUCUUAUGCAUCCUGUGUCAAGAUUUACUGAAGUUCGUUCAUUACAAGAUUUGUGUCGUUUUGUAAUUCGUCAGAAUACUCGUGUUGAUCAUAUUCAUAAUUUACCAGUUCCAAGGCAGUUGAAAAAGUUCCUUGAUCAGCGCUAUUUUUAAAUAUUAGUCGAUCGCUACUCUACCUUAUUAAAUCAUUUUACUUGCAGUUCAAAUUGCUGCCAAUUAUUUUCAAAAACCUGUUUUUUUUGGUGCAGAAACUAUAUAUUUUGAAUCAUUGCUAAAAAUCAGAUGCUGCCAAAAUUGAAGAAUAUUUAAAAAAAUCAUUUUGAUAUUUAGGUAAUAAAAAGUUAUAAUUUCUAUUUAAAAAAGGAAUGUA